Messenger RNA from Drosophila mauritiana, 1709 nucleotides. RefSeq names its product protein male-specific lethal-3 (gene msl-3). Gene Ontology annotation, cellular component: MSL complex; NuA4 histone acetyltransferase complex; nucleus. Lineage: Eukaryota; Metazoa; Arthropoda; Insecta; Diptera; Drosophilidae. Bases 104 to 1642 code for a protein of 512 amino acids. The record is from RefSeq and is a predicted model, not a curated record. The transcript is spliced from 6 exons. Gene Ontology annotation, biological process: chromatin organization; regulation of DNA-templated transcription.
AACAUUCGCUAUAAAUAUCAUCUCAGCGACGCCAGACGUUGAAUUCAAUAUUUAACAUUUUGUAUACAUAAGUGACUAACUUCGGCCCAUUUAACUGCAAGUGAUGACGGCGCUAAGGGACGAGACCCCGCUUUUUCACAAAGGCGAGAUAGUCCUUUGCUACGAGCCGGAUAAAUCGAAGGCCCGUGUUCUUUACACCAGCAAGGUGCUAAACGUCUUUGAGCGCCGGAACGAACAUGGCCUGAGGUUCUACGAGUACAAGAUUCACUUCCAGGGCUGGCGCCCAUCCUACGAUCGCUGUGUACGCGCCACCGUUCUGUUGAAAGACACCGAGGAGAAUCGCCAGUUGCAGAGGGAGCUGGCCGAAGCUGCCAAGCUGCAAAUUCGUGGUGACUACUCCUACAAGGGCACACCCGAUAAGCCAUCUGCUAAGAAGAAACGCGGCGGAAAAGCAGCUCACGUUGAGGAGCCAAUAGUGGAUCCACUCGACACGGGACAUCUUGAGGCGGAGCACGAAAUGGCGCCCACUCCACGAGCAGCGGGCAGCCGGACGCGGGACAACAGCGGUGGCAAGAGAAAGGAGAAACCCCCGCCACCCGAUGGCCGAUUAAAGGGAAACCGGGGCAGACAAACCGAGACCUUCUAUCACAAUACCACAAAUGACGUAUCGGUCGAUAGCCAUGUGCCACAAGAGGAUCGCAUUAUGAUGCGAGUCAGCGAGCGAUUGCGAGAGCUAAUAGAGUACGAUCGGAAUAUGGUCAAGGUACUAGGCAAACAGCAUGCACUGCCCGCCCGCGUGCCCAUCGUGACCAUCAUGGAGAACUUCGUCAAGCAGCAGGCCGUGGAGCUAGCCAUUAGCAUCAAACAGGACAGCUCGAGGGCCAGGAACACGCAGAGUCGCAAUGCCCGAAUGGAGCGGGAAUACGAUCGCGUUAUGUCCACUGUCUGCAUGCUGAAGGAGGUGGUUGACGGAUUGCGUAUCUACUUUGAGUUCCACGUAGAUGACCACUUGUUGUAUAAGGAGGAGAAGGAGUACGUCCACAACUACCUCACAGACGCCAACAUGCGCAACUGCAGCCUAAUAUUGAACAAGUCGUACGAGUACAUCAAUCCCAGCGGCGACACGGAACUGAUCGGUCUGGACGGCACGCCAGUGGGAGAAGGGUCGGGCGACACCAAUGGACAGAUCGGAGUUAAUAGUCUCGGCGGUCCGGAGUACGAGAAGCAGUUGCAAAAGUGCCUGCUCUACAUUGUCACCGCCAGCGGGAAAAACACUGCGCAGGCCUAUGAGAGGACUUCUCCAUACACGGCUGCCUACAAACUGCCCGUGGAGAUGCGUGGAUUUCUGAGCGAAACAUUCAAGUGGCGGCUUUUAUCAGCGGAAUCGCCGCCAGAAAAGUCCAUGGUCUUUGGCGCUCCCCACCUGGUUAGACUAAUGAUUAAGAUGCCCAUGUUCUUAAACGCAUCGCCGAUCAGCAACAAGAAGCUAGAAGAUCUACUUCCCCACCUCGACGCCUUCAUCAACUACUUGGAGAACCACAGGGAGUGGUUCGACAGGGAAAACUAUGUUAACUCCACUGCCCUGCCCCAGGAAGAGCUGCAGCGGGAGCUGUUGGACUCCCUGGAUGGGAUUGCUGCUUAGCUUUAGUUGAUCGUAGUUAUAUGGUUUAUUUAUUAUUACGAUUAAAGCUUAUGUUCUUUUAUUUAAA